UUCUUAGAUGGUAGAAAUAUAUGGUGAAGUUGCCCCUGGAAAAACAAGGACACCCUUCCUUAAAAGGGAAAUUCAAAAAUUCAACAGCAUAUGCUUAGCUCUAGUCAGCAAGGUUUCAAAACUGAAUCGGUUACUCAAGAUGAGUGAUGUCAAGCUUGCUGUCUUGGGUGGCAAAGGUACAGGGAAAUCAGCACUUACGGUAAGGUUUCUUACCAAGAGGUUCAUUGGAGAAUAUGCUUCUAAUUUUGAAUCUAUCUAUAAUAAGCAGUUGUGUUUGGAAGGGAAACCAUUGAAUCUGGAAAUAUAUGACCCAUGUUCUCAAUCACAGAAAGCAAAAUGCUCCCUCACAAGUGAGCUGCACUGGGCAGAUGGGUUUGUGAUUGUGUAUGACAUCAGUGACAGGCCUUCCUUCGCUUUCGCCAAAGCCAUUAUCUACAGAAUUCGGGAGCCACCAACUUCCCAUUGUAAAAGGAUGGUGGAACCAGCUGUGGUUUUAGUUGGCAACAAGCAAGACCUCUGCCACAAGCGAGAGGUUGGCUGGGAGGAAGGGCAAAAACUGGCCACAGAUUUCCGCUGCCAGUUCUGUGAGCUGUCUGCGGCAGAUCAGUCCCUGGAGGUUGAGGUGAUGUUUCUUAGAUUCAUCAAGGACAUACUGAUGAUCUUCAAACACAAGGAGAAGAGAAGACCCAGUGGGUCUAAAUCAAUGGCCAAACUGAUCAAUAAUGUGUUUGGAAAGAGAAGGAAAUCUGUUUAGUAGACAUGUAAUAGACCCAGGGGACUUGGUCCAUCAGAGAGUCUCAAACACUUAGGUGACAAUUAUGAUUCAUAUAAUUAAAAGACAGAUUUUUGGGGGAUGUAUAAAAUAAGUGAAAAUGGGUCAUGGCUGAAUUUUAGAAUAUAUAACUUUCUUUCAGAUCUGCUUCACAUUGUUUCCCUCAUAAACUUUCACUUCUUGUACAAGCAAAUGCUCUGGUGUGUUAGUGGAGAGCUGUCCCCUAUGCCUUGCUGAGAAAAUUCUGCAUGUAUUGUUCUAUUAAAACACUAUUUUAAAGUGUGUGGUUCACUUUUAUAUUUUGUCAUCAUUCUGAAAAAAACAAACAGAUAUCCACAGCUAAUGCACUGUAGGGCAUACAUUAUUAAUUUUAAAAUGACUUCAUGAUAUUUAACAGACUUUUGCUUAAAAACAUGAUUUAGUGUUGUAUAUGUAAAAAUACCUGUCCAUGAAUAAAUAUUUUUCAAUUGA
Molecule: messenger RNA, 1243 nt
Organism: Mesocricetus auratus (golden hamster)
Lineage: Eukaryota; Metazoa; Chordata; Mammalia; Rodentia; Cricetidae
Gene: Rergl
Product: RERG like
Exons: 5
Coding region: 8-754 (248 amino acids)
Molecular function (GO): GTPase activity; GTP binding
Source: RefSeq, a predicted model, not a curated record